Tachyglossus aculeatus (Australian echidna) is the source of this 1713-nucleotide messenger RNA. RefSeq names its product family with sequence similarity 110 member B (gene FAM110B). The transcript has 3 exons. Bases 598 to 1713 code for a protein of 371 amino acids. The record is from RefSeq and is a predicted model, not a curated record. Lineage: Eukaryota; Metazoa; Chordata; Mammalia; Monotremata; Tachyglossidae.
GCAUUAGAGACAUGGAUACAGAGGUACCGUGCUCAGACAGCGCUGGAAGGUGCUCACAGCUCGUAGCAUAAAAGAAAGAGAAAGGCACGGAUGAAAGGCAUCGGUCUUUGUUAUAAAACAGCAUCCCCAGUUGACUGCGAGCCGCCCUCGGAGGUCAGUGAGGAGUUUCAGUUCACGGUGUCUCACACUGCAGAGAAUACUUUAAGCAAGAAAUCCCAGUCCAUCUGCACCCACCCAGAGAUGCAGAUUCUCCUCUCAAAUCCCUGCCCGUAGUGGAGCACAAAGAGAACGGCGAGACUCCCACCUCCUUCCAUGAGAAGAAAGGAAUCGGCAGAGCAGAUUAAUACGGACUUGUGUCUGGUGGCCUUCCUGGAACAAAAGCGGCCUUUUUUUUAAAAAAAAAAAAAGGAAAAAAAGGGGGGCCGGGGGGCAGCCCCAGUAGUGUUUAAUGAGCUGUGAGAUGAGGCGCUGCUCCUAACAGUCAGAUUCCGAGAUUCACCGGCUAUUCAUUGUGCUUAAUGUACAUGUUUCUGCACAGUGCUUUUAGAAGAGCCCAAAAGGAGAUCCAAAACGGCUGCGGGAGAAAGAUCACCAAACAUGCCUACAGAAACACUACCGACAGGUAGCAUGGUGAAACCCGUCGGGCCGGCGGUCGUCCCCUUCACCUCCGCCGUCCCCCUGCGCAUCCUGAACAAAGGACCGGACUAUUUCCGCAGGCAGGCGGAGCCCAAUCCCAAAAGACUGAGCGCCGUAGAGAGGCUGGAGGCCGACAAGGCCAAAUACGUCAAGAGCCAGGAGGUCAUCAACGCCAAGCAGGAGCCCGUGAAGCCGGCUGUGCUGGCGAAGCCGCCCGUGUGCCCCGCGGCCAAGCGGGUGCUGGGCAGCCCCACCCUGAAAGUGUUGAACAACCACGCCAAGACCGAGAGCGGGGUGCAGCGGGAGAACCUGAAGCUGGAGAUCCUGAAGAACAUCAUCAACAGCUCGGAGGGGUCCAGCUCGGCUUCCGGCCACAAGCACGGCUCCCGGAACUGGGCCGCGCACCGGGCGGACUCCUCCGAACUCAACCGGCACUCGUUCGCCGAGUCACUCAAGGCCUCCCCGGACCAGGGCCGGAGCAGCCCGCAGGAGGGUGGGCUCCGCGCCGGCCGGAGGCUGCUCGACAAGUCGGCCGAGUCCUUCCUGCACGUCUCCCAUAGCUCGUCGGACAUUCGCAAAGUGACCAGCGUCAAGCCCUUGAAGGCGCCGGCCUGCAGCGGCUCCGCCCCGCCCCUGCCACCCAAGCCCAAGGUGGCCACCGUGGCCACCCUCAAGUCCCCAGAGAUGGACGCGGGGGAGGCCGGCUGCGGGGUGGGCCGGCGGCCCUCCCUGCAGAGGUCCAAAUCGGACUUGAGCGACAGGUACUUCCGCGUCGAUGCCGACGUGGAGAGGUUCUUUAACUACUGCGGGGUGGAUCCCGAAGAGCUGGAGAACCUCGGCAUGGAGAAUUUUGCAAGGGCUAACUCUGACAUCAUCUCGCUCAACUUUCGCAGUGCAAGCAUGAUCAGCUCAGACUGUGAACAGUCUCAGGACAGCAACAGUGACCUUAGAAACGACGACAGUGCCAAUGACCGGGUGCCCUACGGCAUUUCUGCCAUUGAGAGAAAUGCCCGAAUCAUCAAGUGGUUAUAUAGCAUCAAGCAAGCUAGAGAGUCACAAAAAGUGUCCCAUGUGUGA